CAGAUAAUUCUAGAGAAAUGUUUGUUUGAAUAUUAAGCGACUAGUAAUUCGAAUAAAUUUCCAUCAAGUCUAGCUUCAUUUAUGCAAAUAUUCAUCAUCUCAUCAUGGAUCUGCGCGAGCGCUAUAUCGGCCAAAGCAUCACUGCCGUACCAACGCCGGCUGUUAUCUUGGAUCGAGCCAAGAUGAAAAAGCAUUGCGAUUCCAUGUUGGAGGUAGCCAAUACUCUUGGUACAGAUUUCCGCGCUCACAUAAAAACUCACAAGACCACAGAAGGCGUUCGUCUACAAGCAGGCUCAGACAACCAAACUGUAAGGCUGAUAGCAUCUACAGUUGCGGAACUCGAGCAUGUUCUUCCAGUGCUACAAGACAUGAAGCAGAGCUCUCGCUACGUCAACAUGCUCUACGGGAUACCGCUUCUUGCCUCGAAAGUUGACCGUCUGGCUGCCCUUGCCCGUCAACUGGGCCCGGAUUCCAUAUCUGCCAUUGUUGAUCACCCCGUACAACUUGAUCAUUUAGUGCAGUUUUGGAAUACUGCUGGGCUCCCAAUUGGCGUCUACGUCAAAGUGGACACUGGCUACCACAGAGCCGGUCUGCCAUCUUCCAAACUAAACAAGGACAAUCUGCUUGCCAAGUUGCUGGAUCUCGAUCAAAAAGGUCAAAUCAACUUUCUUGGUCUAUAUUCGCACAGCAGUCUCAGCUAUAAUGGCUCCUCUGCAUCAGAGGCCCUGGUUCAUCUUGAGAGCGAGAUUGAAGGCUGCCUGGAUGCGCUUCAACUAUAUUCCUCAUUCUUUACAACAAAAAAGGACAUUGUGAUUAGCGUGGGGGCAUCUCCGCAAUGCAUAUCUGCUAAGGCAUUAGUUGGAAACAGUUCUGAUGCUGAGGGGCCAGAUGCGACUCGGUUGAGACAGCUUAUCGCCAAGGUCAACGCUGCUCAAGCAUCUGGGCUGCGCACCAAGUUGGAGCUACAUGCAGGCGUAUAUGCUAUUCUUGAUAUCCAGCAGCUGUCAACAAGAUCAUGGGAAUAUGGCAAUUUCGAAGAUGAAAUAGCGAUUUCAGUUAUGGCAGAGGUGUGCAGCGUGUAUAAUGAUGGCGAGCGACAACAGCCCGAGGCGCUCGUUGCUGUUGGAGUGCUUGGUCUUGGUCGAGAGCCCUGCUUUUCGUAUAGCGGCUGGGGUGUUGUGCAUCCUAGUGCGUACACUACCGCCACCACGAAACCCGAACGACGACUCAUUGUCAGCCGAGUGAGCCAAGAGCACUGCAUCUUGGCCUGGGAGACUAACAAGCAAGACGGUGACGGCGACAAGCUGCCGCCUAUCCCUCUAGAAGUUGGACAGAAGAUCCAGAUUUACCCUAAUCAUGCCUGUAUAACAGGAGCCAUGUACCCUCACUACUUUGUGGUGGACUCUUCGACGGAUGAGAAUACUAUUCAAGAUAUAUGGGUAAGGGCUCGUGGAUGGUAGUUUGGUAGUUGGAAUUGUCUGCCCUCGAAACCAAAUAAUAAACAAUCAAAGGGGUUUUCUAUAAUAAUACAAUUACAUUAAAAACAUCUAUGGUAGAUUGAAGGCUGUCCGGUAAUGAUGCAGCACGCGUAAACGAGAACCGAAUCAAUCUUUUGGCUGCGAUAUGAACCACGCUUGCCGCCGCCUCCAGAAUCAUUUACAGCCUGGAAUAGGCCAAGAAUAUCGUUACCGACCAGACGCUCGGUAUUUAUAAAUUUGAUGGCCUCCAGAAUUUGAAACAAGGGGAAAUUACCCUCCUCCAAACUGUCCUGCGUGAGGUGUCCAACCAGCCACUGUUGCGUCCAUUGACCAAUGGCAAAGCUGCGAGAGUAUAUGGCAGAUGCGAGUAAAAGAUUUGCAAUGCCAAUUGUGUAAACAUUGCAUGAUAGACAAUCCUCCCAAUUCAACCCAGCCGCUAUUUGUAACAAUAAUUGCCCCCAUGCCACACAUUCUUCGGUAUCGGUAAGGUCUAGGGUAUCAUGCUGGGGUUCCGGUGAACCUUGACGAGCCUGGUUUGACUCAACGCGGCAUGCAAAUAGUCUGGCCAUGGAGUAAUAUGCAAAAUUCAUAGCAAAAUCAUGAGACUCAAAUUUUAGCGGCUGAAUAUGUAGCUCGCCGGUACCCGACAGGGUAGGUAGAUUAUCCGGCUCUGGGGAGCGCGGUAAUUCCUGGAGUGUAAGUGACUGAUGCCAUACGUCCAACUGUUUUGAAAACUUUUGAUGAUUCGUAGGAGUAAGUUUAGAUUUGUUUGUGGUUGAAAUAUCGGCAAACGCAGCUAUCGUACCAGCAGUACAACAACGAUGCGUGUCGCAGAGGAUGCUGAGGAUCAUGGCGCGCCGUGUAUGCGGCGUAUUUGCAAUAGCCCUCAUAGAUAUGGAAGCAAUUGGUAGAUGAUCUUGGAAAUAUUCAGGAGUACCAAAAUAUGCCCGCCGCCACCAAGUCUGCAUCCGGACCUCGAUCCAGGCAGCAAGCAAACCUGGCGAAUGCCGCGCCAAGUGUUCAAGGUUGUUCUGUAUAAGGGUCUCGGCUGCUUGAGAGUGGAAAUUUAAGUUUCCAAAACUGCCCAUGGAUGACUCUAGAUAGCAGAAUAGUACAAUGACAGACAAGGCUAGUUGUGGAUGAGCCUUGAGGUCCUCAUGUCUCCAUUCGCCGAUCCGCCGCAUCAACCCUCCAUACAGCUCCAUACUGAACUGCUCAUCAGCUUCAUUGGGGUGGAAUAAUCUGUCUAUAGUGCCACUCUGGGCCAGAAGAUUCGGUCUCGGUGAUAUUCGGCUGAGCCGGCAAGCAGCAAGGGAGAUCAUGAGCGCUCUUGGGACUGGCUGGCGGGUAUCCCAAGCGUCGAGUUGACGAAAGGAUGAAUGUAUGGCGGGGAUGCAUCUUGUUUGCCACACAGGUAUGUAGUAUGCAACUUCGGCGCUGAGAUCACGAGUGCUCAGAGAUAAGAGUGGUAGAAGGUUGUUUACUGCAUGUUUAUAAUUCGUUAUGCUGGACGUGUAAUCAGUUUGGUGAUGCUGGCCCGAAGCAGCCGUGUCGUCAUGGACUACCCGUAGAGAGGGCGAAGAUGGAAAGGCCACAACGGGCGAACAAAACUUAAGAGCCUUUGCUUCGCAGCGGGUGCCAAAGCGAACACAGCCUCCACAUAUUGGCUUUGUCUCGUCGCACUUUGUGAUGACAUGGAUGAUCAGCGUGGUGUUGUCACUCUCAGCCUAUUCUUUGUCGACAACGCACCUUCUUACGCCGUUUGCGGCAAGCCAGACAUCCCGUUAAAGAGCGGCGAAUCUCUGUUUUCCUUGGUCUUUCUGGCGCUGGCUUAUACAUGCGGUUUUUGCGGUCGCUGAUUGGUGUCGUAG
This is a messenger RNA of [Torrubiella] hemipterigena, 3349 nucleotides long. The record is from the annotation of a GenBank genome assembly. Lineage: Eukaryota; Fungi; Ascomycota; Sordariomycetes; Hypocreales; Clavicipitaceae.